Molecule: messenger RNA, 8240 nt
Organism: Prionailurus viverrinus (fishing cat)
Lineage: Eukaryota; Metazoa; Chordata; Mammalia; Carnivora; Felidae
Gene: DYRK2
Product: dual specificity tyrosine phosphorylation regulated kinase 2
Exons: 3
Coding region: 81-1886 (601 amino acids)
Biological process (GO): peptidyl-serine phosphorylation; peptidyl-threonine phosphorylation
Cellular component (GO): nucleus
Molecular function (GO): ATP binding; protein serine/threonine kinase activity; protein serine/threonine/tyrosine kinase activity
Source: RefSeq, a predicted model, not a curated record
GCGGCCGCGAGAAGUAGCAGCAGGACGGGCGGCGGCGGCGGAGACGGCAGCCCUGAAAUGCAUUUUCUUCUCCAGCGGCCAUGUUAACCAGGAAACCUUCGGCCGCCGCUCCCGCCGCCUACCCGACCGGCAGAGGAGGGGACAGCGCCGUUCGUCAGCUUCAGGCUUCCCCGGGGCUCGGUGCGGGGGCUCCCCGGAGCGGAGUGGGGACCGGCCCGCCCUCCCCGAUCGCCCUGCCGCCUCUCCGGGCCAGCAACGCGGCCGCCGCAGCCCACACGAUUGGCGGCAGUAAGCACACAAUGAACGAUCACUUACAUGUCGGCAGCCACAGCCACGGACAGAUCCAGGUUCAGCAGCUGUUUGAGGAUAAUAGCAACAAGCGGACAGUGCUCACGACACAACCAAACGGGCUUACGACAGUGGGUAAGACGGGCUUGCCGGUAGUGCCGGAGCGGCAGCUGGAGAGCAUCCAUAGGCGGCAGGGGAGCUCCACCUCUCUGAAGUCUAUGGAAGGCAUGGGGAAGGUGAAAGCCACCCCCAUGACACCCGAACAAGCAAUGAAGCAAUACAUGCAAAAACUAACCACCUUUGAACACCACGAGAUUUUCAGCUACCCUGAAAUAUACUUCUUGGGUCCAAACGCAAAGAAGCGCCAGGGCAUGACAGGUGGGCCCAACAAUGGUGGCUAUGAUGAUGACCAGGGAUCAUACGUGCAGGUGCCCCACGAUCACGUGGCUUACAGGUACGAGGUCCUCAAGGUCAUUGGGAAGGGAAGCUUUGGGCAGGUGGUCAAGGCCUAUGACCACAAAGUCCACCAGCACGUGGCCCUGAAGAUGGUGCGGAACGAGAAGCGUUUCCACCGGCAGGCAGCAGAGGAGAUUCGGAUCCUGGAACACCUGCGGAAGCAGGACAAGGACAACACCAUGAAUGUCAUCCACAUGCUGGAGAAUUUCACCUUCCGAAACCACAUCUGCAUGACGUUCGAGCUGCUGAGCAUGAACCUCUAUGAGCUCAUCAAGAAGAAUAAGUUCCAGGGCUUCAGCCUGCCUUUGGUUCGCAAGUUUGCCCACUCGAUUCUGCAGUGCUUGGAUGCUUUGCACAAAAACAGAAUAAUUCACUGUGACCUUAAGCCCGAGAACAUUUUAUUAAAGCAGCAGGGUAGAAGUGGUAUUAAAGUGAUCGAUUUUGGCUCCAGUUGUUAUGAGCAUCAGCGCGUCUACACGUACAUUCAGUCCCGUUUUUACCGGGCUCCGGAAGUGAUCCUUGGCGCCAGAUACGGCAUGCCCAUUGAUAUGUGGAGCCUGGGUUGCAUUUUAGCAGAGCUCCUGACCGGUUACCCCCUCUUGCCUGGGGAAGAUGAAGGGGACCAGCUGGCUUGUAUGAUUGAACUGUUGGGCAUGCCCUCCCAGAAACUGCUGGAUGCAUCCAAACGAGCCAAAAAUUUUGUGAGCUCCAAGGGUUAUCCCCGUUACUGCACUGUCACGACACUCUCAGAUGGCUCUGUGGUUCUCAAUGGAGGCCGUUCCAGGAGGGGGAAACUGAGGGGCCCACCGGAGAGCAGAGAGUGGGGGAAUGCACUGAAGGGGUGUGACGAUCCCCUUUUCCUUGACUUCUUGAAACAGUGUUUAGAAUGGGAUCCUGCGGUUCGCAUGACCCCUGGCCAGGCUUUACGGCAUCCCUGGCUGAGGAGGCGGUUGCCAAAGCCUCCCACUGGGGAGAAGACGUCAGUGAAAAGGAUAACCGAGAGCACUGGUGCUAUCACAUCCAUUUCCAAGUUACCUCCACCUUCCAGCUCAGCUUCCAAACUGAGGACUAAUUUGGCACAGAUGACAGAUGCCAAUGGGAAUAUUCAGCAGAGGACAGUGUUGCCAAAACUGGUUAGCUGAGCUGAGUCCCCUGAUGCUGGGUAAUCUGAAAGAUACGACGUUGCUGAGCCUUACUGGGUUGAAAAGGAGUAGCUCAGACCUGUUUUUAUUUGCUCAAUAACUCAACUCAUUUGUAUCUUUUCAGCACUUAUUUUAACGUAAGAAAGUUGUUCGUUUUGUUUUUAUAAAAUACAUGGGGACAAUGCUUUAAGUUUUUAUACUUCCUGAAACUGUUUUUGUGUUCUAAAAGUAUGAUGAGCCUUACUGUAUUUAGUGUGGCAGAGUAAUAAACAUCAGUGGCAGGCCAUUGAUUACUUCGUGACUGCUGCGCAUUUACAGAUUGGUGUCAAAGACAUUCACUGUUUCUGUGGUUCAUAGUAUAUUCUCCCCCAGGCAGUUGCCCCCCCGGAAGGUCCCCCUUCCCUCGCCAUGCUCCUGGUUCACGCACAGGUGUAGCACGUCCUGCUUCCGUUUCCCAUAAGUGACGUGGGUGGUAGUGAGGGUGGGAGAAGAAUGGCCAGGACAAAAAUGAUUAAUGAGCAGAACUGACCUCAGAGAAUUUUUUCCUAAACUAGUGGUCAGACAAACACAAAGUCCCCAAGUUGACAUGCCCACUUAGCAUUCUGACUUCCUAAAAGCUGGCCAAGCAGACCUGGGUGGAUAAAUGGAAACGUGUGCGUUCCUCCAAAUUUUCUAAUAUGAUCAGCGACCUGUUUGUAAAGAAGCCUCAUAGUACGGAAUUGGUUUUGCACCUAAAUACAAAAAUGUAUUCCAUAAACUGUUCCUCCUCUUUGCUUUUCUCCUCUCUGUUCCUCUUUCACUACACAUCUGUUGCUUGCAUUCAGGUUUUUUUUUUUCCUUCCUUCACAUAGAUAUCCCAGACUGUUAAUACAGAAGAGAGACAUUUCAGCUGUGAUUAUGACCAUUGUUUUCAUAUCCCAGUUUAAAAAAGAACAGCAGCCUAGCUACUUAAGGUGGGGAUUUCCAUAGUUCCAAAGAAGGUUUAGCAAGUUAGAGUGAGUUCACACUUUUCAGGUGCCACUGUAAGGUUCUCUUCGCCUGGGAAAGCAUCAACUCUUUCUUUAAAAAGAAAGAUGCUUGAAAAUCCUCUUGCUGAACAGAAGUCAUUGUGACUUUUCAGUGAGGUCAAUUUAAACAACGUAGUUAAAGGAGGAAAAGUUCAAUCUCAAGUUAAAUGGUUUGACUUAGUUGCAUCAUUAGGAAAAUCACGGAUCGCAUUCCUCUAGUUUACUUUCUUUUGGAUUGCACUGACUGUAUUUGUGGGAAUGACACUUUACCUGGAAAAGUUAACUGAGAGGUAAAAGAAUAUUUUCGUCUCUGAAUAAUAAUUAUUUUCAAAGUGAAAAAUUAAGUAUUUUAUCACUAAUGUAUGAGCAGUGAUAUUUAUCAAUUUCAAGGCACGUGGAAGAAAUUUUUUAGUAUGUGCAAUUUAAUAUAGAAAGAUUUUUUUGCCUGUUUGGACAAUAGGUUUUGGGUAGUAUAAAUUAGGAUAAAUACUCUUUUAUAUGCACAGAUAUUAUUGUAUUGCCUGUAAAUUGAUUUACGAGUACUUAAAGCAUGGUCCCCAGCGAGGCCAGGAAAGUUUCCGGUUAAGUUCUUUUAAUAUUAGUCCUACAGUUUCUCUUACUUAGGAAAAAAGAAAAAAGAAAGUAGUUUUGAACAAAACUCUUAUCUUGAGGCUUUGUCGUUUGAUGGAGAAAACGCUCAGGAAAUAUUACAGAUAUUUGCCAAAAAACAGUAAUAAGAUUAGCUUAUUAAUAAGAUAGUGAUGUUGAUAUUUGCUUUACUAUUUAAGGGUGUCACUGAUAAAUUAAUUUGUACUUCUGUACUUAGAAAUUAUAGCUUCUUUCCCCUAGUCAGAUUCUUUAGCCUGUUGUACACAUUUCUGUGUAAUCUGUGGAAGUGCAAUAAUAUGUUAGUAAGUUGCUUUUUAAAAAUGAUGCUCAUGUGACGAUACCCCCAAUCAGUGGCUUAUAGAAUUUAAAGAUUGUGUAUUUAUUAUUAAAAUUUUGACUUCAAAGGCAUAAGAAGUGUAAGACUUGGUAUGGUGGCUUUGUAAAACCAUAAGCCUCUGAAUGAUGGUUAGCUUCUUUAAAACAAAAACAUAAAGGCUGUUUUUCCCUUGCAGUUCUCCUCUUCCAUAUCCACCCUCAUUUUCACAUUUAGGUUUACGUGAACCUGAGCCUGCCAUUGAUAGGAAUUUCCCUAUAAAAUACAUGUGAAAAUUUAUAAAUGGACUAGUACUGCUUGUCUUUUCCCCACCACAUAAAACUGGUACUUAAGAUGCCAACAGUGCAUUUGUGAUGAUAUUCACAAAUGCAACCGGAAACUUUGAAGCCAAACUAUAAUGGGCAGCGCUAUGCCCCCGCCCUCCAAAUACGGUGAGAUUUACUUCAUUCAUAAGAGCCACUAGGUUCAGUGUUCAGUGGUAGGGCUGCUUUUAAAAAAUUCUGGCUUAUUUAUAUCAAAAAAAGAAAAACGUUGCAUCUCUGUGAUUUGAAAACAAAUGAAGGGCUCUAAUAGGCUACUAGGAGUUGGCCUGGAAACAGUCCUCGGUCUCACAGGUUACCAGUGUCUAGGGAUGUCUGAGCUGUUUUCAGAUUUCAGACUAGCACAGUGUCUUGUCUUUGGUUGCAGUCUCAUCUGGCUCCGUUUCUGGCACCUCCACAGUGCGCAUCACCUCUUAAGUGCGUUGCUACGACAGGGGAACAGCACCGUGAUGCAGGACAGUGCAGAUCAACAGUAGAGGAGAAGUUGUGCCCUUAGUGUUAACAAUGUGCCUUUUGUUCUGAAUGCCAUGUUGUAGGGCAUGCAUUUUUUGGCCUCUUUAACUCUUUGAAUACCCGGCAGUAAGGAUGGAACCCAGCUCUGCAAAGAUACAUCUGUCUUAAAUAUCCAGUUACUUACAGGCCUUAAUAGAAACCAUAAGGCGUGAAUCGUCAUCAGGCAUUGAAAAAGGUAACCAUUUGGUUAGUUACACAGGAAAUUCCUAUGUUUAAGGGGUUAAAGAUGGUCUUUGUUGUAUCUUAACAUCAGACUGAUUUUUUAAAUGAUAUUUUUUUGUUAUGGUAACACUAGACAAAAAUCAACUGUAUUUGUAAAAAUUUACCUCAAACCAUUUAAUUUUAUAGUGUGAUUAAUCCCAGGGCAUUUGGUAUGAACCAAAGUGCAUUCCUUUUAUAUGUGCCUGGCUCUAGUAUGGAUGGCCAGGGAUUUUUACAAUUUGGGUGCAAGGCACUUAAGCCACUUUUAAACUUAAUGGGUGGUUUGGAGUCGUGUUAAAGGACUCCAUCAGGAGGUUAGGCAACACUUUAGGCAUCAGUAGCAUUGGGCCAUAUUGGAAUCUUCAAAGUGUGAAUUAUUUUAAAGAGAGCAUUCAUUUUUGUAAUUUUUCUCAUCAAGAAUAUUUCUGGUAAGCAGAAGACUUAAAAAAAAAACUGAUUUGGUUGGUAAAGGUUUUAAUAUCGCCCAACAUAAUGCUGUGGUAGCAUUUAAAAAAAAAGUAUUUGUCAACUCUGUUUCUUAGGGGCUUGUACAUCUCUCUGCUAUGGACAUAUAUAAAAUUAAUUGUAAUUAUACUCAGCUCAACUGCUACAGUUCUGUCUAGGCAGUGGCUUGGGUUUUUAUCGAGCAACAUCUUAGACACGUGACUGAAAUAUGCUGCAACUGUGUGUACUGAAAAUAUGUGAAAAUGGUUGAAUGUGGACUGUGUACAUAUGUAUGUAAACAUUUCUGUGAGAUGCUGCUGUCGCCACUUAACAUGAAAUAUGUUCUGGUGGAUUUUAAUCCUAGUGGCCAGUUCUAUGAUACUGUAUGUAUUGUACAGCUGAAGACAGGAGUAAGACUGUUCAGUGAAUAUUUGUUACAUUUUAUUGUCGUGGCCAGAGAUAAUUUCAGAAUAAAAAUUUAAUGUCCUACCUUACUUUUCUCCCCUUUUCUAACUAUAAUUUAACUCCUGAUUUUUUCUGGUGAUAUUCUUGGUCUGGUGGCCUGGAGAGAGUUUAGAAGGCAAACAUUGUCAGCUACAGUUGGCUUUUUUUGUUAGUUCAAUAUAAAUUUGCAAAUCUUAAGUAAGAAUAAAGUUUUAGCAGGCAACUCUUGCUUUUCUCAGGAUACCCUAUUCCUUCACCUGUAAUGUUUCUAUGUUACUUUUCCUUUAUAUAGCCUCUGCGGCCAGGUUCUGUAUCCUGCUAGAAUUUCAAAUCUUUUUUUUUUUUUUUUUCUUUUAAAUCUUCAAGGUAACAAGUUGUGGGAGCAGAGUCUGUCAAUUAUUCCCCACCGGUCUUUAUUCUUUUCUGUGCGCAAGUUCUGGCAAAUUCUUCAUAUGUGCUCUCACCAGCUCCCCCACGUGCUUCUUAAUGCUUAUGCUUUUGUAGUUAUUUUACUUGGUGGUCUCUACGGUUCAUGUCUUUUGGGUGUUAGUGUCUUCGUUCUUCCAUGGCUUGAUCGGAAACAGCACCUAGCUCAUGAUUUGUCAGGUUUGGUUAAUACCAAGCCAAGAGUUUGCUUACAGAAGACAGCGAGCAGAUGCCCUAGUAAUUUGUCAGACGUAGGGAUGUUAUGUAGACAAAGAUUUCCCUCUUGUGGAAAGAACUACCGCACAUUUUUAUUUACACCCCUCUUGCCACCAGCAGCCAAAAAAUUACUUAGUGUGGCUUCCUUCAACAAAAGUGGGAUUUGCUAAAACAAGGGGACACUAUUCCCAAAUCCAGACUCAGGCUUGCCAUAUCCUAUGCCAUAAUUGCCCAUUACUGCUUCUCUUGCUAAUCAGAGUUCUUACCAAUUGAAAAACAUACCAACUGACCAAGAAACUCAAUAUCUAUAGAAAAAAAAAAAUUUAAGACGUGCAUUACGUAUAAAAUUGAAGGUUGAUGCUAAAGCAGCAAUUUAAAUUUAAAAUUGUCCAGAUCUGAUUUACUCAGAGCGGAUUAUAAUUCCCACUCAUUCUCUUUUAUCAGGUCUUUUUAAAGCUCUUUCUUAAACUGAGUAAUACUAUAUUCUGUUUGAAUUUCUGUAAUCUUUUUGCUUUGGGAAUCAACACCUAUACAAGUAACUAUUUUGGGAACUUCAAAGUUGCCUUUAAACUAGCACUAGAGAAUGUUCUUAGCUGGCAUUGGUAUUGGCCUUUUAAAGAAAGGGAAAUUCGUUUAUUUUCUUUCGGAAAGAGAGCAUUAAGAGAUUUGAAGAAAGGGUAUCUGUGACUUUGUUUCGUUGUUUUUUAAAAGUUUGAAUUACUUACGUUGCUUCUUUUUUAGUCAUUAGGCAAAUAAACACUUGUCAGUGAUGCUUAACACUGUCCAAAAUGGAAAGCGACUGCCAGUGUGAUACACAUACAGAAGAAGAUUGCAUCUUACUGCAAAACUUUUGGUUUAUUUGGUUUGACUUUGACUUACUGUUGUGCUGUGGUCACAUCCUUAAUAUCUGUGCUACAGUUCAUAUGUAUUGGGGAGGGCAUAAACUGCCAUUUCUUUGCUUCUCAAGGAAGUUUAAUGAGCAAACUAAUGAAUUAAUAUUUACUCCUCCAAAGAAAGCUGAUAUUUUAGGAGCAUUAACUAGUCAUCUAUAAUAAGGAGCAGCAGGGUAUAACUAUAAUAAUGUUAUAGAGCAUUGUUCCCUACAAAGACUUAGCAGGUCUCGUGGCGUUGUAGGAACAUCAGUGCAGCCUUAUACGUUCCUGUAAGCUAUAAUUAUCCCUCACCUGAUAUUUGAGGAAACUGAAGUGACUUGUUCCAAAGUGACUUUGCAAAAACAGUUUGGGCCUCAGGUUGCAAUCCAAUAAGGAAUUUUGGUCUCGGACAGUAAAGGAAAACCCCUAACUAUACACCACACAGAAAAAUUUAGAAGCAGGGGUGAAGGGAGGGCUCUGAGCAGUGAGCAUGUCUAAUACUUGAAUAAAUUGUGUAUCAGUUCCCAGGAAUAUUUUUUAAAAGGGGAGAAACUGCAAAAAACUGAGGACUAGAGCAUCUUUGUCUCAUUGGUGCACCUGAUAACUAAAAGGCACUGUGCACACACCUCUCAGUUAAUUGGUGAAAGAGGGACUCCUUAUAUUGCCAUAUUCGGGGAGUAUGGUUAAUUAUAGUAGCUUUAUUAUUUUCUGUUCUUAAAAUACGCUUUUUACAUUUGAAUGUAUGAAAAUAUUUUUGACUCUACUAAUUCUCAGGGAUUAAAAGUUAAAAUUUACUGACUGAAGCAACAGGUAAACCUCUUAAAUUCAAACUUACUCAGGUUUCCUAUUUCUUUGCCUCCAUAUUUAAGAGAACAUAGGAUGCCUACCGGGCAAAUAUAUAAAAAUUAAAAUUCCAAAUACAAUUUAAAAAUACCAAAUUGUAAAUAAACCAAUUUUACAAACUAAAA